AUAACUUAUUCGCUGGCAGACAUUCCGGUUUGCCAUGGGCAACAACUCCAUUGGUCUUGAGAUUUGGCGCCUUCUGAGGCCCACGGCAUACUGCAGGUGCAGUGGCCCCAGAGCAAAUCGGUACGAAUAUGGUCACUGAUCGGCUGUCCUUCAAUCACGCCUGGCACCUUUAACCGAGCUCCAUUUGCAACAGAAACUUGUCUGAACUCGAACUGUAUGCGCAGGCAGUAAAAGGUACAUGAAAUCCAGAAGCCUCGCUGAACAACCAGAGGGCCUAUUGUAUCCCGAGGGUUCGGCGUUUUGACUUUUUUUUUUGCAGCAACAUCCCUCUUCAUCCCCUUGUUGUUACCUAUCCCUGACUCUCUGAAAUCAGCAUGCCUAGCACCACCGGAAAACAGCCCUAUGUUUCAACUGACUUAACCCCUGGUUUAGCCAAACGGUUAUAUGGGCCAAUAAUCAUUCUCGACAUAUUGAACGAAAAGCUCAUCGAUAUCCAGAGUGCACAAUCGGACUCGGAGCAGGUGACACGCAGUGACUCCACUGAGGUCUUCCCCUGUUUCGUCAACAAAUUGGCACAGAUAUGUGACAUCAAGCAUGGUGGUGACAAUGUCACGGCUGUUGCAGUGCUGCAGCCUGGCCGCAUUGAGUACCGUCUCACGUCCAACAACCGCACCGGUGUCGCGUUUGAGGAGGUCAAGAACUUCCUCACCCACGACAUCCUCGGCGCGUUGGGCACGACCUCGGACGAGGCACUACGUGAUAACACACAGAUGGCAGAGUUGCGCUCUUCGAUUUUAUUGAAGGUGUUGACAUUCAACCGGUGGCGGAUCGACAGCUACGUCAAAUCCCUGGUUGACAACGUCGGCUUCUGUAUCGACAGCUGCGACCGCGAGGGAAGCCCUAAAACCAAUUCAGUGUCCCGAGACCUUCGCGCCAUUCGGCACGCAGCAGAAAUGGCAAGGCAAGAACGGUCAGAUCCAGCCAGCUUUGGCCGACAGAGCUACAGCUUGCUGCAGGUAAUCGCGGCCUGCUACCACGGCUUCGAAGAUUUUCUCCGCCUUAAGAGCAGGUCCGACCGGGAGCGAACCACCCCGACAUCGUGGAGCAACGUGCGCCAUGCCAUCGGUCGCCUACACUCGUACUCUAUUGCGACGCUGGUAUUCGUAGAGGCGCGCAUUCGGUGGCCAGAGCUCUUCGUCGACUUUGAGGUCACGCACGUCCCCUCGGCGCCCCGCGGCGGCAACCCGCUGAAGAUGAAGGAGAAUCGAUGCAGGGUGUAUUAUAUCCUGCGGUCCUUAAACGCGGAAAACGAAGUGCUUGACACCUACAAGGCUUUCAACUUGCAGCUUAGUGACCAAAUGGACGAACGGCUCAAGACCCAAAUAAAGGCGCCCAGUAAUAAAUUUUACACGGUCGUACACGCCGAGGUUAACCUGGCCGACAACAUCCACCGCGAACAAUCCAUGAACAUGGACGCGGAGGGACCUGUGCGAUUCUUUAACGAGAGCAUCUUUGGCCGUUACAUUGGCAGCAGCAAGCCUACCUGCCUACUCUGCGACCUGUUCUUCGACGUGCACCCCAUGAGAUUCCGGCGCCGGCACUCUCACCGCAACCUCUAUGUCAAGUGGCGGGUGCCUCAGGGGACGGCCAAGAAUGUUGUUGAGGACUUGGCAAAUAAGCUCAAAAGGAUCGUCUUCCAGACGAUCACGGAGCGGGCAGGCAGGGUGCAGAGCAGGUUCGAUUCGCGCCACACGCCGACGGAUCCCUGGUGCACAUCUGCGGGGCACCACCAUUACAUUGCAGCGCAGGCGGCGGGGGCUGAUCUUGGGUUGGUGAGCGAGCAGAGGGGAUAUACUGAUUUGGGUGAUACGGAUGAGGAGUUGUUUGAGGGCGGCAAGUCUGAGGAAGGGGUUGAGAAGCCGGAAGGCUUUAUGGACCGGUUGGACCAUGUUCAGGCCCACAGUUGUGGUUGGAGAGAUCGGCGUGGCAGUUGCCAUGCUUCGGAUGAUGAGGAUUUGGAUGAGGAUUCAGAAGAUGGAGGCGCCAAGCUUUAGGGCACUGCGUCUUUGGCCUCCUCUGACCUAGUCUGGUUAUAGGUCGUUGCCAAGUUGUGUAUGCUGGUCAGCGUAUCGGGAUGGCCGACACCCAGCUUCGUCUUGCGAGUUUUCAACACCUGCACGUCCAGCUUCUCGGGCCUCCUCCCACCGGCGUUGGUCCCGGUACGUCGACGCUAGCUUGCCCAUGCUGGCCAACGUCAACGGAUGCUCCAGCCCUAACACUUCUCUUCGCAGUUCUCCAGCCUCUAACUGGAGCCUCUCCGCCUCCUUCCA
Molecule: messenger RNA, 2330 nt
Organism: Chaetomium strumarium
Lineage: Eukaryota; Fungi; Ascomycota; Sordariomycetes; Sordariales; Chaetomiaceae
Exons: 3
Coding region: 375-2054 (559 amino acids)
Source: RefSeq, a predicted model, not a curated record